Messenger RNA from Telopea speciosissima, 860 nucleotides. RefSeq names its product ubiquitin-conjugating enzyme E2 20-like. The record is from RefSeq and is a predicted model, not a curated record. Lineage: Eukaryota; Viridiplantae; Streptophyta; Magnoliopsida; Proteales; Proteaceae. The coding region runs from base 1 to 531 and encodes 176 amino acids. The transcript has 6 exons.
AUGGCUACGGUUAAUAAUUACUCGGAGACUCAGGGUUACCAAGGCAACACACCCGUGCCCACACCUACCAUGGUGACCUCAAAGCAACCUGCCCCUGUCGCUAAGAGCGUCGACACCCAAUCUGUUCUGAAAAGGCUACAGUCAGAACUGAUGGCCCUAAUGAUGAGUGGGGAUACUGGUAUAUCUGCUUUUCCUGAGGAAGACAACAUAUUCUGCUGGAAGGGUACAAUCUGUGGGAGCAAAGAUACUGUUUUUGAAGGAACAGAUUACAAACUCUUACUCUCAUUUCCAACUGAUUACCCCUUCAAACCUCCCAAGGUCAAAUUUGAAACAAGCUGCUUCCACCCUAAUGUGGAUGUUUAUGGAAAUAUUUGCUUGGACAUCCUUCAGGAUAAAUGGUCAUCAGCAUAUGAUGUGAGAACCAUUUUAAUCUCUAUCCAGAGUUUGCUUGGAGAACCGAACAUAAGCUCACCUCUAAAUACUCAAGCAGCAGAACUAUGGAGUAAUCAAGAAGGUUUGUAUAAACAAUGAGUACAGGAAAAUGGUGGAGAAGUCUUACAAAGCUUCUACUUAGAAUUUAAAGCAUACCCUUCUUAAAAGGGAGAAGAUGAAAAGGAGUUUCUGUUUUUUAUUUAGACUUUACUGUGUUUCAUUCUUUUGUUUCUCAAUAAAUCUUCAGCUGGAGAUUUAAAAAUAGCCUUUGUGAGUUGGAAUUCCAUAAGCUUACAAAUUUCAGAUUUUUUUUUACAGCAUUUAUAAAUGUAACAGAACCUUUGUGAGUUGGAAUUCCACAAGCCUAUAAAUUUCAUAAUUUUUUCACACCAUUGAUUCAAUAUAACAUUUCAGCAUUGGAAUUUUCU